This is a messenger RNA of Hemicordylus capensis (graceful crag lizard), 2777 nucleotides long. It is a transcript of the gene CCDC9, whose product is annotated as coiled-coil domain containing 9. The transcript has 13 exons. The coding region runs from base 213 to 1949 and encodes 578 amino acids. NCBI's taxonomy places the organism in Eukaryota, Metazoa, Chordata, Lepidosauria, Squamata, Cordylidae. The record is from RefSeq and is a predicted model, not a curated record.
CCACGUGGUGAGGGGGGCGGGAUUUGGGGGCAUUUCGUUUGGUGGUGGGGGGAGGCAAGGAAGCGACCUGACGGACGCCUGGGACCCAGCGCGCGCAGGCUGUGCCUCCCGGGCGGGUCCCGCCUCUACCGAGCCUUUCGGACCGCCGCCUUCCGACUUCGGGGUUUGGCUUCUUGCGGAGACGAGGCUUCGCUGCGGCCCCUUCGGGAGCUAUGUCGGCCUCCUUGGACCUGAAAUCGAAGGAGGAAAAGGAUGCCGAGCUGGACAAGCGGAUCGAGGCCCUGCGGCGCAAGAAUCAGGCCCUCAUCAAGCGCUAUCAGGAGAUCGAGGAGGACCGCAAGAAGGCCGAGCAGGAGGGCAUUGCGGUGACCGGUGGGCGGAGGUCCCGGCCAGCAGACGGGGAUGUGCCCGAGAAAAGGCGGGGGGAGCUGGACCCCCCCACCCUCACCGUGCAGGUCUUGCUCUCUCCCAAGGAAAUGCGCGUGGUCAGCAGUGAGCGGAAGGCCCCUGCUGCCGCCUCCGCCACCCCCAAGGCCUCCCGCAGCAGCCCCAGUGCUCGUGGCCCCGCUCCAGGCGGCCGCCCCCCCGCUGCAGGGAACCCCCCUGAGCAGCCGAGCUGGGAGGGGGCUGGAGCAGACGGGCUGGGGGCCAGCAAGCGAGGCCGAGGGGGGCGAGGCUGGAGGUCCCGGGGCCGAGGGGGCCCCAUGGGAGACGCAGGGCCCGACCGGAGGUCUCAGGAGUGGGAGGAGCGCCGUAGGCAGAAUAUCGAGAAGAUGAACGAGGAGAUGGAGAAGAUCGCGGAGUACGAGCGCAGCCAGCGGGAUGGGCUGCAGGAAAAGAACCCCGUGCGCAACUUCUUGGAUGACCCUCGGCGGAGCGGCUCCUUCGCGGAGGUGGACCGGCGCGAGGGCAGCCGGCGGCACAUCCGCAACUGGGGAGGCGCGGACUUCGAGAAAGUCAAGACGGACGUGGAGCAGGGCAAGGAGAGGUCUCCUCCGGGUCACGGCGGUGCCCGGCGCAGAGGGGCCGCCCUGGACAUGACGCUCUCCAUGACCGGCCGGGAACGGGCCGAGUACCUUCGCUGGAAGCAAGAGCGGGAGCGCAUCGACCAGGAGCGGCUGGCCCGGCACCGGCAGCCGACGGGGGAGUGGCGCCGGGAGUGGGACGCGGAGAAGAUGGACACCAGGUUUAAGGAGGGAGCCCAGCCUGGACACUCGGCAGGCAGCAAGCCAGAGGAGGGCAAGCGCCCCCCUAAGCUGCCCACCUUUGGGGAAUUCCUGCCUGAGCAGCAGCCAGAUCGGCGCCGGAAGGGCAGAGGCCGUGGGCGUGUGCGAGGGGCUUUCUCCAAGCCUUAUAGCAUGCACGACAAUCGCUGGGAGAAAGAAGAGCCGGAUCCAGAGCCAGCCGUGGUGCCUGUGGAGGAAAAGGCGGAGGAUGCCAAAGUACAGCAGGGGACUCCUCCAGCUUCUCCCCAAGCAGUGCCCGAGGAGGAUGAGGAUCAGUGGGAAGAUGUCAGUGAGGGGGAGGAGGAGGCGGCUGCAGGCAGCGGCAGCCAGGGCUGCUCCCAGGAGGAGGAGGAGGAGGAGGCUAUGCCCCCGCCCCGGAAGAGCAGCCCCCCCUCCCCGCCGAAGGAAGCCUCCCAGCCACCACCGGGGCGAGAUGGGCUGCCUCCGCGGGCCCUGCCCCCCCCACCGGCCGAGAGCCCCGUCACGGAGGGGAAGCCCCUGACCCCCUUCUCGCCAGUGGAGGGAUACCGUCCGGUUUCUGACUGGGGGGAGGAGAUGGAGUUGAGCUCCCCCCGGGCCGACACCACCAGCAGCCCCUUGGGCCCGCGUGGAGAGGAGUUGCCUGCAAGUGCUGGUCCCGCCACGGAUCCAGCCCUGAGCUCUGCCCCCAGCGCAGUGCAGGUCGCGGAGGACUCCCAGCAGGACCUCCCUGGUCAGGCCUGAAGUCCGGUGCUGUGGCCACCCUCCGAGGGCAUUUCUGAGCAGCCGAGGGGAAGAGCCAGGCUGAGUGGCCUGCCAGGGAAGCAGCCGGCCGGCCUUGGGCCCUUUCAGCGUCGUCUUCUCCGCUGCUGCUGCUGCUGCUGCUGCAUCUCCUCCAGCUCUGCUCAGCAAAGUGGGGGGCGUGGCCUGCUGCUGCUGCUGCUGCAUGCUGAGGCUUGGGUAGGGGCUGUGCUGGCUUGCUCCCCCCCAGGGCUGUAAGCAGAGAGGUGCUUCUCCCUUCCUCGCCCCUGCUGUGAGCUUCCUUUAAUUCCUCUGGUCCUGCAGUGACAGGUCCUGUGCUAGGUCUCCCAACUGUGCUGCGUUCUCCCUUGGCCUCGGGAAUGGGGGGGGGUUGCCCCUGUCCCUGUCCCUGUCCCUUAGCUUGCAGUCUUCGCUGCCUCCCGUGGACAUCAUUUUGGGGUUGAUCGUGCUCAGUCAAUGAGCAAGGAGGGAGCUGGCCUCUGCCGGUGAGGCGGCUUCCUCUGUCUUGGAUGCUGGACUGUGUGUUUGGAAGGGCACCCCACCCCCCGCUUGGCCCAGGGUUCCCCUGCCUCUGUUUCCCCAAAUCUGUCUUUCCUUCCUCUGCAUCCUCUGAGGGAAGAGCAGAGCUGAACCUCAGUCUAGGGUCAGGUGUGCUGGGUGGGGGCCACCCAGAGAUGAAAGGGGUCAAACCCUCUCUUUGUGCUGGGCCUGCUGCUGCUGCUGCUGCUGUUCUUAGGGGUGGGGGGCGGUGGUGGUUUCUGCAGCUGCUUCAUCUCCUGUACAAAUAAAAAGGUUUCUUACAAUUUUGAA